Messenger RNA from Aricia agestis (brown argus), 826 nucleotides. RefSeq lists its product as uncharacterized. Lineage: Eukaryota; Metazoa; Arthropoda; Insecta; Lepidoptera; Lycaenidae. The transcript is spliced from 4 exons. Bases 61 to 702 code for a protein of 213 amino acids. The record is from RefSeq and is a predicted model, not a curated record.
CAUUGGCUGUAAAUGGGCUGUAAUAAUUUAAAUUCUUAAAAUAAUAUGUAAACGUAAGCUAUGUCUCUUAUUAAGUUAUUUCAGAUUCCGGCAAAAAUUUUCAAGAAAGAUGUGAUUACAUUCCUAAUAAUAAGGAGACAUGACUUGGGCAUAGUCAACGAAAAGCUUCGGUACCUAGCCGUCAGACCAAACGCGUCUCUACUGCAUAUCCGACAAAAACUGUGGUAUCUGCUAGAUCUACCGGAUUACUGCGAAGAGAUUCUGACUCUCAAAACUGAACAUAACGAGGAAAUUCCCUUGACGUAUUUCCGUAAAGGCAACGAUCCACAGCAUCCUUUUAUAUUAGAAGUUUGGCCUCCAGAAAAGGGGGAUACUCCUUCAAGAUUGCAAAUGCUUACUUUGGGAGACAAGAGGUCCCUAAGCAGCGAAUGUAAAACAAUAACUUUAGAAAAUGGAAAGGGGGAACCACAAAAGAACAGAGAGCUUAGUCAGGAUUAUUUGAGCAACAAAUCAACUCGAUAUGAUACUUUGUCGUACAAGAAAUCCGAACUGUCCUGCAGAAUGUCCACCUCGACGCUCUUCUUCAAAAUACACGGGAAAAAGAGUAGGGACAAUUUCGCUCAUCUUCUACUGAAAAUACAGAGCGAUCUUACAACAUUGAGUAGUAAAUUAUCCAAUUUAGAGCAACGCAUACCUGUUUAGGUUAACCGAUUGUAUAAAAAAAGUGUAUGUUUGUAUGUGUCAUAUUAUCGUUCUCCCUCUAUUUCGAUAAAUAUAUUUUAUUCACAAUGUUACAAUAAAACUACUUUUUCUCAAUACUUUUUUA